AGCUAUGCGCGCUUGUCCACGUGACGUAAUGAAAUCUGAUAUUCCGUGUCAGUCUAGUUAUUUUUUUACUUUAUCUAAAUUUUCCGGUUGGGGAUGAGCGAACGUCUCUUAAGGCUUAAAUAUACACAAUAGACACGCGUGAGUUAAAUAAUGCGUUGGUUGUGAUGCAAUCGCUUAAUGCGCUUUAAAGAAGAAGAACAAGAGGCUGUUAUCAGUUGAUCCUCUGGUCAUGACUGUACAAGAAGUUCGCCAAAAUCACAAGACCUGCGAGUCUCUGAAGCGACGGGGAUUUCAUCUGCGUUAAACAUUUCAUACUGACAUCCAUGAAUGAUAAUACAUAACAUGGAUGAUCUGCACCUACCUAUAGAGGUAAUCUCGUACAUUUUAAGUUUCCUUCAUGUAUCAGACCGAAAAGAGGCAUCACUGGUGUGUAAGAGUUGGUACGCAGCAAGCCAAGACCUUCAGUUUCAGAAAAUUGUCACCUUCAAAUUCCCUGUUUCCACAUCUUCACUGGACUUCAUCCGUGCACUCGGUCGGCAUCCUCGCUGUGGUUUAGUCAUCAGCCAUCUUGAUGGAUCCAGCCUCUCACGGCAGGUUCUUGUGGAGGUCGGGGUUCACCUCGGCCCCCGUUUGAACAGUUUGGCGCUACCCGGCAGCAGCAUCACAGAGUCCUCGCUGCUGGGUCUCCUACCACAUCUGACCAACCUUCACAAGCUGGAUCUUCAAGGCCUGGAUAGUCUCUUCAUGUCUGGAGCCUUUCUGUCUAGAGAAGAGCAUCGCCAACAGGUCCAACAUGCAUUGAGGAACCUGCAGGAACUGGACCUGUCCAGUCUCCGCUACCUCUCAGAUCUAUCUUUUAACAGGCUGACCUGCUGCACGCCCAGGUUACGCAGACUGGCACUGGCCGGAUGCCACAUUGCGUUCGAAUUCGAUCCGUAUCGAGGCUGUCCAGUUGGGGCUGGCUCCUCCGCUCUGCUCUCCCUCCGUAACCUGUUGAGUCUCCUAAAAAAGCAGGCCGGCACGCUCCGCAGCUUGGACCUGAGUCGCACAAGCAUCACUCCCAAUUCCCUAAGCUCCAUAGCUCAGGUGCCAGGUCUCCAUCUGGAGGAGCUGAGCCUCCGUGGUUGUAAAGAGCUGACGGAUUACUCCGUGGAAGUCCUUUGCAAGUGGCAAAAUAAUCUGAAGGUGCUGGACCUCAGCGCAUGUACCGAGCUAACAAGCAGGACGGUGCAGGCGGUGGCGACGAAGCUGAAUGAACUGCAGUCGCUUUCUGUGUCUCAGGACUGGAAGAUAACGGAUAAAGGCCUGGCAGAGCUGAUGGCACUGCCUCGCUUGAGGACUUUGGAUCUGUCCGAGUGUCCACAUGUCAGGAAGGGACUUUCUUCUCAACUGCCCAGAGCUCAACUGGAGAGUCUUAGCCUUAGGAAUUGCACGUAUAUAAAGGAUGCAGUCAUAUACUCUCUGAGUCGGAUGCUAGGCAGUAACCUGAAAGUGCUGGACCUCACAUCCUGCGUCAACAUCACUGAUUUAAGCGUUCAAGCCAUCGCAAACUACCUGCCCUCCCUGUUAAUGCUGCGACUCGCCUGGUGUAAAGAGAUCUCAGACUGGGGGCUGCUGGGAAUGGUGGAGCCCACCAAGGAUUGUGAGGCAAAAGACAAACUGGAGUAUAAAGGCCCAAGCUUUACUAGGACCUUUGGAAACAUGGGAUUUUUCCAGCCUCCCAGUCUGCCUUUUCAGGAUAAACCACAACUGGUGACGAAUGAGGACCUGGGGGCGUUUAAUGAACAGGAAAGGGCAUCAUUGGUGGCCCUCAAGGGCCUUCAGGAACUCGACCUGUCGGCCUGCUCUAAAUUGACUGACAUCAGCAUUACACAGGUACUCCGUUUUCCCGACCUCCACCGUCUCUCUCUUUCGAUGCUGCCGGAGAUCAGUGAUGAAAGCUUGGUGUCUGUAGCCUAUCACUGUCGCAGCCUCACCAGCCUGUCCCUCAAUCACUGUCCUCAGAUCAGUGACCAGGGCAUGGCACGGGCCCUACCACUUCUCCAAAGACUACAGCAUCUGGACCUGGCCUGCUGCGAUGCCAUUACAAAUGACAGAACUAUAUCUAUUAUCGCCCUGCACUGUGAUCGACUGAAGACUCUUGAUGUCUCCAUGUGUAAGGAUAUAACAGUGCACCAAGUGGACCACCUUCAGUCUUACCUGCCCUUCCUUGAAAAAGUUCAGUGUCGCUUUGUCACGGGGACAGAUUUCACCAUGGCACUUUGAUUAUUUCUGUAAUGCACUGAAAGCCAUUAUAUAAGGUUAUACCACAGGGCUGUUGAAUGCUUUAUUCUGAUUGGUUGAGAAUUGAUUUGAAAAUAACACACACUGAUUUCGAAUUAUUCAACAGCCUAUCAUCAGUUAUUCCUUACAUAUAUCAUAUGAUAAUAUGAUGUAAAGCUUUCAUAUAAAUUUAUAGCACCUUGAGUUUAGUUAUAAAAGAGAAAAUGGUUUUAAAAUAUUGUAUUUUUUUGCGUAGAACUGAACAGGCACAGUAUUUUAUUCACUGCUUCUGAAUGUAACGUUUUGAGAUAUUUCUGAUCAUUAGUUCUGUACAAUAUACAUUAUCUACUAUUGAUUAGUAGAUUUAUUACUGAUGUAAAAUGCACUUCCUCCAGACUGUAUUUAUGUCAGUCUAGUUCUUAUAUAAUUUAUUAAAUGUCUUAUUUGACAUUG
Messenger RNA from Misgurnus anguillicaudatus (oriental weatherfish), 2715 nucleotides. Lineage: Eukaryota; Metazoa; Chordata; Actinopteri; Cypriniformes; Cobitidae. The record is from RefSeq and is a predicted model, not a curated record.